CUUCCUGUACAGAAAUUUAAUGAAUUAUUUAAUUUUGAAAUGAAUUCAACACACCUAUGUUUUAUCGUCAAUAAAAAAUUUCUUCAACUCUAGCAACUAAAUAAAAAAAAUUCUUAAUCAGUUUUACGUUUUUAUCACACAAAGAUAAUGGAAUUAGAAGAACGAGAAUUUUCUCCUAAUUAUCAAUGUAUCAUCAAUGACGAAUAUUCGUGAUAACGUAAAGGUUUUUAAAAUAGUUUAUAAAAAAUAAGAAAGAAUUUCAGUGAAAUUAAAUGUUUGCGUAGAGAGAAAAAAUGAAGAUAUAUUUUAAUUGGAGUGUAUGAGGAAAGAAAAGAAAACUUAUUUUCGACAAUAAGUUAUCGAUUGACAUUAAUUGGUUGAAUGAAAUAGGGGUAAUAAGAAGGAAAGAAAGAGAGGGCAAAGUCAUGGAAUAUACAACAACAUUUGAUCAUUUAAGCAUGAUAAACGCUACAAAUGAUAAAACUGUGCCCCAUGUGAGUUUGGCUGCACAAAUUUUGCUGACUAUGGUAUACAUUGCGGGUGUUGUUGGCAAUGUUUCGGCACUAACAAUACUUUUUCAUGAAGACAAGAGAAGAAAUCCAAAGCAUCUUUUGAUGCUUCGGUGUCUCGCUACUAACGAUUUGGUGGCAUUAUUGGGAAUGUUGAUGCAAAUGUACAUGACAAUUUAUGUUAAUGACAUGCAAACAUCUCAGGUGGCUUGUUCAUUUCGUGUGAUUUGGAGACUUUUUGGACUUUUUAGUGGAUGUGUUGCCAUUGUUAUGGCAGCAGAAAGAUGGCUUGCCCUAACCAGACCCUUCGUCUAUCAAAAGCACGUGACAUUCCCGGUGAUUGUGAGAUUUAUGUUGAUCCUCUGGCUGGGGGCAGCGGUACUGACAACACUGCCACUUUUUGGAUUUGGUCUUUAUUAUCAAAAUGGAAAAUGCCGUCGAUAUAGAGAAGCGGAAGAAACUGGUGACAUUGCGUACGCGUACAUUUGGUUCAUAUGUGGCACUCUUCUCUGCUUUUUCAUUGUGUGGUGUAAUUUGGCAGUUUCCCGAGCACUCAAUCGAAUGGGACGUCGAACAGGAAAUAUAAGACGUAUUUGUCGGUCUUCAUCGAGAAUAAAACCACUUUUAACGGUCACUGGUAAAACACAAGAGGUAGUUGCGACAGCUGAAGAACGAGCAUUUUCCCGUCUUAUGGCAGUUUUAUCAAUUUCAUUCGUUGUUUUCUGGAUGCCACAAAUGAUAUCAAUUCCAUUGACGCAAUAUGAGCAUACAAUGAAUGACGAUGGAAAAAUUGUACACAGAAUUUUUCGUAUAUUUUAUGGAAUUGCUGAUAUACUUUUGUGCGUCCACUUUACUCUGGAUCCAUAUAUUUACGUAAUAUUGAGAAGGCGACAUCCGCAUUUUGGCUUUUUCAAGCCAUUGUGCCGUAUUUGUUGGACACCAAGAAGUAGAUCGAAUUCAUUGACAGGAACAACUGAGAAUCAUUGUAGUAGUGCUGAUUUGCCAACACCUAUUACUGAGGCUCCAUCAACACCAGUCAGUGAGGUUCAUGAACCUCAAUUAGUUUCUGUUGCUGUAUAAAUCAUAAUUAAGUGGGAAAAAGAAAUUAUAUUAAUUCUAGGUGAAUUA
Leptopilina heterotoma is the source of this 1637-nucleotide messenger RNA. Its product is annotated as prostaglandin E2 receptor EP3 subtype. NCBI's taxonomy places the organism in Eukaryota, Metazoa, Arthropoda, Insecta, Hymenoptera, Figitidae. Gene Ontology annotation, molecular function: G protein-coupled receptor activity. Gene Ontology annotation, biological process: positive regulation of cytosolic calcium ion concentration; adenylate cyclase-activating G protein-coupled receptor signaling pathway; inflammatory response. The record is from RefSeq and is a predicted model, not a curated record. Bases 426 to 1589 code for a protein of 387 amino acids. Gene Ontology annotation, cellular component: plasma membrane. The transcript has 6 exons.